This is a messenger RNA of Meloidogyne enterolobii, 339 nucleotides long. The record is from the annotation of a GenBank genome assembly. NCBI's taxonomy places the organism in Eukaryota, Metazoa, Nematoda, Chromadorea, Rhabditida, Meloidogynidae.
UUUUUUAAACAAAAAAUGGAAAUUACGGAAGAAUCAAAAUCCUCAUCAUCUUCCAAUAAAACCAGUCAACAACCCAAAAAACCGUUUACUUUAAAACGAUGGAAUUUAAUAGCUACAUGGGCAUGGGAUGUAGAAUGUGACACUUGUGCAAUUUGUCGAGUUCAUUUAAUGGAGGCCUGUCUUCGUUGUCAAUCAGAAUCUAAAGCACAAGAAUGUGUUGUAAUAUGGGGAGAAUGUAAUCAUUGUUUUCAUUUGUGUUGUAUGUCACUUUGGGUGAAACAAAAUAAUCGCUGUCCCCUUUGCCAGGCCGAAUGGAAUGUUCAAAGAGUUGGAAAAUGA